Molecule: messenger RNA, 3020 nt
Organism: Acanthoscelides obtectus
Lineage: Eukaryota; Metazoa; Arthropoda; Insecta; Coleoptera; Chrysomelidae
Source: the annotation of a GenBank genome assembly
AACCUGUCGAUGAUAGCGAUCUAGAUCGCGACUACCACCCAGAUAAAUCUUCAUCUAUGAGUGAAGCAGAGUCGGAUGAAGGCGAUUUAGGCAAUUACCAGAUAAAGCGUAGCAGGAAAAGGGUUCGAAACGAGUCAUCUUGGAUAAGGAAUAAAGCCAGGAAGUUCAGGAACAGUGGUGGGGAGUUCAUCGGUCAUAGGAAAUUGCUAAAACCAGCAAGAGCCGUUCAAGAUCUGGCAGAUCAUCACUGUCGAUACCAGUGUAAUAGUUUUUCAAAUGAAGAUCGCCAACAAAUCUUUGAAGACUAUUGGAAUUUGAGCUCAUGGAAUCUUCAAACGGCAUUUCUUACCGCUUGUAUGGAAACACGUGCACCUUUGAAAAGAAAAUUAGGUGUUGAGCCACGUAAACAGUAUUGCCAAGAAAAUAACAUUCAAAACCCUGUUAAAGAGAGCUUUUAUAGAUUUAUUUUUACAACGCAAUUCAAUCUUCGUUUCAAACGGCCCCACACUGAUACAUGUACAAUAUGCGAUAUCCUUGAAAAUAAAAUCAAUAACGACAAUAAUCCUGAAGUAGUGAAUGAUAGUAAGAUCCAGAAAGAGAUUUAUUUACGAAAAGCUGAACAGGCUAGAUCAGCUAAAAAUGAUGUCAAGAAAUUGGGCAAGGAUAAUCCAAAUACUGUAAAUGCAAUAUGUUUUGAUCUAGAAAAAACUCUCCCCACGCCUGUAUUAACUUGUAGUAUAAUAAAUAGCAACAUGAGUGACGUGGUUGCAGAUCUGGUUAUAGAUAAUGAUAUUUUAAUUUCAUUAAUCGAAGAAAGAUCUGUCUUGUGGGAUAAAACCCUCGACAUAUUUAAGGACAGAGAUGCCACGAGAAACGCUUGGCGUGAAGUUUGCCUGGGAUUGCAUAGCGACUUUGAUCAAUUGACUGAAAAAGAUAGAUCUGUUUUUGAGACUACAGAGAGUUUCGUCACAAAAGACAACAAGGAAAUCGACGCCUCUGGCCACCAACCUCCUGAGAGCCCGCAGAACACACGACAUGAAAUACGCCAAUCAACAGUAAGAAAGGAGAAAGCUCUUUCCAAUGGUCAACCACCAAAAAGACGUAAGAAACUCGACGAAGUAGAUUUGAAGAUUUUAAAUGCACUGGAAAACAAAGAACCUGAGAAUCCAAACUCACAAAUGUCCUUCUUUCAAAGUCUGCUGCUGCACACAGAGACUUUUGAUAGUGAUCAAUGGCUUCAAUUCCAAAUGGAGGUUCUACAGGUCAUUUCUAACAUUAAGAAUCAAAAGUACGCAGCUCUUCAAGGCUACACUACACAACGCGCUCCCCAGUUUCAGCAGCAGAGUCAAUCAAUGCCAUACCAUUACCAACCACAAACCUUUCCACAGUCACCUCAACAAUGUUUCACAACUCCUAAGAAUAAUUCGUCCAACUCACGCCAGCCACAUUUCCAACUUAACGACCCACCAUCGCUUCCGUCAGUUUCUUCUCAACAUGCACUACCUACUCAACCACUCCAACCAAGGCAAAAUCACCCACCUUUAACAACUUCAUAUUCGUAUCCCCAACAACCUCCACCUUUUGACCCAAAAUCGACUUCCUCACUUUCUCAAAAUGACCUGUCUACUCCUCGAUACCAACCAAGGCAAAAAAAUCAUAAAACUUUCAUAACUCUGAUUCCGUCUCGCCCACAACCUCCAGCUUCACCAACACCGACACCCUCACCUUCUCCUCAAAAUGACCUGCCCACAUCACCAGCCCCAUCAAUGUACGACAAAGGAGUUACAGCAGCUGACCACUACGAAAACUUUUCUGACUUCCUUGAGGAAGACGACUGUGCAAGAAUUCUUGAUGAUGAUCUGGAUGAGCAAAUCGCGGAGCGUGAAGUCGUAGAAAACUAUUUUGAUCGCUAUUUGGGUUUGGCAAAAUCGAUAAUAAACGACAAAUCAGAAGAAAAGUCUGGCAACAGCGCGAAUUCCGUCCCUUCCACUGCGAGCAGCGCGCGUGCCCGAGGAGAGGGGAUCGUUCAAAUCGACGUUCGUUUGCCGAAAAUCGAACUGCCAAAAUACAGCGGCGAUGCCAACUCUUGGGUUGAAUUCCGGGAAAUCUAUAAUUCACUUAUACAUGAAAAUGAAAGUAUAACUGAUAUCCAGAAGUUUCAUUACUUGAAGGCUGCAUUGCAGGGAGAUGCCGUAAAUUCCAUUCAAUGCAUAGAUUUCACGGCAGCAAACUACAAAAACGCGUAUGAUGCUGUAAUAGAGCGAUAUGACAAUGUUAAAUUGCUAACUCAUAAUCACGUGCAGUCGAUUUUCAAUAUAACUCCGAUAGCUAGAGAAGCGGCCUGCGAAAUUAGGCGUAUCAUCGACACUGUAUCCAAACACUUGAAGUCCCUUGGGCAAUUAGGUGAACAGGUAGAUUCAUGGGACACACUCAUAAUCUACAUCAUAUCUACGAAGUUAGAUAAGUCGUACUUGAGGGAGUGGGAAAGGUCUGCGUCACGUUUGUCUGAUAAACCCAAGUUACGGGAUAUGCAAGAGUUCCUGAAGGGCAGAGCAAACGUACUGGAAACAAUAGAGUCCAAAGAUAAUAAUGAUCAAAUGGUUAGAGGUCGUCCGAAUGCGACCACGAGCAAAGGAUUAGCAUCGACUACAGCGCCCAAAUGUGUGAUUUGUAAUGAAAAUCAUUUUGUGCAGAAUUGCCCUUUGUUCAAUAAAUUAAGUGUGUCAGAGCGGUAUGACAAAUUAAGAGACAAAAGGGUGUGUAUGAACUGUCUCAGGUUAGGGCACUUCAGCAGACAGUGCAGGUCAAUUGGUUGCAAGCGUUGCAAAGCUAAACAUAACACGUUGUUACAUUUUGAUAAAAGUAACACUCCCAAAGAAAGUCAGAAAUCGAAACAAGCGCCGGCACCGUCGCAUGAAGCAGUUGAGGAACCCACCAACGGCGGCGAUAUCGCGGCUGCGUGCUUGUCGUCGUUCGCGCCAAGCCAGGCCUUGCUGUCCACCGCCAUUGUAGAAGUGUAA